Molecule: messenger RNA, 913 nt
Organism: Chinchilla lanigera (long-tailed chinchilla)
Lineage: Eukaryota; Metazoa; Chordata; Mammalia; Rodentia; Chinchillidae
Gene: Spmip1
Product: zinc finger homeobox protein 2
Exons: 2
Coding region: 366-896 (176 amino acids)
Source: RefSeq, a predicted model, not a curated record
AAGUCAGGACUGGUUGUCUGGAUCAAAGAGGACCAGCUGGGGGGCAGGGGUGGGAAUGAGACUCCUGCCCCCCAUCAGGCUGCAUGGGGCUGGGGACGGAAAAGAAAGCCUAGGAAACUAGGACGCCUGUAAUUCAGCUUGAGCUGGGUCCUGUGGGAGGUUUGGGGGCCCAGGCUCCUUCAGGAAGGGUGGCACGUGAGGUCUGCUGAGGACAUGCCAAGUAGAACCCUGGCCCUGUGUGAGGUGGGCCUUGGUUGCCAGGUGACUGUCCCAGGGCAGCCACCUGCUGGCAGAAGGACUCUGCUUGCUGUGUUCACUCCUUGGUUGCAUCUACCCUGGUACUGGGCCAGUCUUCCCUUGCUAAUAUGUCGCGGCAGCUCAACAUGGAUACGCAGCGGCAAAAUUUCUGGAAGGAGGAAUAUCUCAGGGAAAAGAUGUUGCGCUGUGAAUGGCACCACAAGUACGGGUCCUUGGUGAGGGCCAAGCAGAAGGCCAAGGCUGCAGCCCGCCUGCCCCUCAAACUGCCCACCUUGGCCUCUGAAGCCCCACCCUCACCCCAACCUGUCCCCAAAGCAGUCCCUUCCAAGGCUCCCAGCCCUGUCCCAGAGGCUUCUUUUCAGUCAGAAAUGUACCCAGUACCACCUGCCACCCGGGCCCUGCUGUAUGAAGGCAUCUCCCACGACUUACAGGGGCGCCACCGCUACCUCAACACCCGAAAACUGGACCUGCCGGAGACGCGCUACCUCUUACCCAUCACCACCAACUUCACAUACGGCUGGCAGCUGGGCCCUCCAGUGAAGCAAGAACUGGUCUCCUGCAAGAUGUGCCGUAUUGAGUCUUUCUUCCGCAAGAACGGGGCCUUCGCCCUGCUGGACCCCCGGGACCUGGCCCUUUGACCCGGGCAAGGCAGCGG